AGUUGUCCUGCCUCUUUGAGAAGAAAUCAGAGUAAGAGAAGGAAGGCAACUGCCCUUAUCCUAGCACCGAUUUCCCACUUUUCCAGUUCACUGCUUCAGGAAAAAUGUCCUAUCAGGAGACGCUCCCUUCCCCAGCACAAACACCAGUUCCCACAGCAGCUAUGGCCAAUGGUAUGGAUUCAGAUGGUGAGCAGGUGGUGCCAGAUGAAGAAGGGCCUGAUGUGAAAGCAGUGCAAGCCCACUAUCUUCGAAGUCCUUCACCCAGCCGAUACUCGGUGAUAUCAGAUACAGACACUGAGAGCAUCUUCAUGGAGCCCAUCCAUCUAUCAUCUGCCGUGGCUGCAAAACAGAUCAUCAAGGAAGAAUUAAAGACAAAGGAGGUAAAAGUAGAUUCCGUGUGUCCAGGAAUGCUUGAAUCUGCAGAGCAACUAUUGGUAGAAGACCUGUACAAUCGGGUCAAGGAAAAAAUAGAUGACACCAGCUUAUUCAACACACCUUGUGUCAUGGAUUUGCAAAGGGCACUUGUGAAAGACCGUCUUGAAUCUCCAAGGGAUGCUAUUGAUGAGGUCUGGCCAAAUGUCUUCAUAGCAGAAAAGAGUGUUGCAGUGAAUAAGGGUCGCCUAAAGAGACUAGGAAUUACACACAUCCUUAAUGCAGCUCAUGGCACUGGUGUGUACACCGGACCAGACUUCUACAGUGGCAUGGAUAUCCAGUACCUGGGCAUAGAGGUGGAUGAUUUCCCAGACAUGGACAUCUCUAAACACUUCCGCCAAGCUGCUGAGUUUCUUGAUGAAGCACUGUUAACCUAUAGAGGGAAAGUUUUGGUCAGCAGUGAAAUGGGAAUCAGUCGCUCAGCUGUGCUAGUUGCUGCUUAUCUGAUGAUCUUCCAUCACAUGACAAUCUUAGAAGCCUUGAUGACAAUACGUAAAAAAAGGGCCAUUUAUCCAAAUGAUGGCUUUCUGAAACAGCUCCGGGAGCUCAAUGAAAAGUUAUUGGAGGAACGACAAGAGGAAGGUGCAGAAGAUUCUGAUGACUCAGCUGGUAGCCAAAGUUCUGUUCUUAGAGCUGGCAGCUGUUCCUUGUUAUCUGGUAGAGAAGAUUCUGGGAGUAUUAUGGGAGCCAAAGCCCAUUCUAUCACAGUUGAGGAAGAAGACACAACAAGCCUCCUGGGAAGUGUAAUGAGUGCUUCUUCAAUUGGAAAAUCAAGCUUGGUUUCUAAACAGCCUACUCUUAUCAGUGAAGAAGAGGAAGAAGAGCUCUAUGAAGAAUGGAGGAAGAAGCAAGGUUUGCCUGCAAGGAACCUUUCCAACAAGGAUGGAGAAAGGAAAUCUUCAGACCUUACUUUUCAGUUGCAGGAGAAAUCUGAGGAUGAUACAGGUCAGAUGAUACAAGAGUGGCAGUGCAGAAAUGAGAAGUACCAGAUGGAAAGCUACUUGUUUGCCAAGGAAGAAGAGAGAGAAUCUAGCAUAGGGGAAAGGCCAUGCCCCAUAAAUGAUGCAAGUGAUGCUGAAAGUGUGAGUAGCCAAGAGAUCAGAAUAUUGAAACAGCACCUGGAAGCAAGUGGUAUUAACAGAAUGAGGAGAGGACGCACAGAUUCUAUGUCUACAGAAAGCAGCUGGGAUAUGUGGAAUGAGAGGAUGAUGGCAAUAGAAAAGGAAGCUGCUCAGAGAUAUUGUUCCAGAAGGAGACAUGGUGAUGAGAAUCUAAUGCAAGAAAAUGGAACAAAGGAAAAGGACCUAGAUGAGGAAAGUGUAUUAUCUGAUGCUAGUACCUUUUAUAAUUUCUGUCAGAAGAACAAAGACAAGUUGACUGCUUUGGAAAGAUGGAAGAUCAAAAGAAUCCAGUUUGGCUUUCACAAAAAAGAUUUGGAAGCCUCUGAGCAAGCCAAAACUGAAGACAGCAGCCAGCAAAGUAAAGAGGAUGCAGAAGAGGAGAAGAACUUGUCUGAAAUCAACUUGACCGCUUAUCAGGCCUGGAAGGCCAAACACCAGAAAAAAAUUGGCAGUGAGAAUAAGGAUGAGAUUGUGGAGCUUGCUAAAGGUGAAGACUCUGUAUCUGCCAAGAGAAAGCAAAAAAGAAUGGAGUUACUUGAGCAUUCAAAGAAACUCUUGGAAGAAAGCCAAUCACUCUGCAGUUGGGAUGCAGAGAGCACAGUGAGUGGAAGUAUCCCAUUGUCAGCAUUUGGUCCAUCAGCAGCAUCUAUAAAUAGUGCAGAGGAUUCUGCUUCAGCAUUGAGUAUGCAGACCAACCGUUCAUCUUUCUUUCCAGCCCAAAGUAGUUGUGGGGCUAUGUCAACUCAUGCAGUAGCAACAAGUGCACCCAACCUGCCCGUUGGGCCAGACAACACAAUAUCAGUAGCCAGUAUUCAGAAUUGGAUUGCAAAUGUUGUUAGUGAAACUAUUGCUCAGAAACAAAGUGAGAUCUUGAUGUUGUCCCGUCCUUCUUCAGUUAUGGGUUCUAGUAUUAAGUCAGGUCAUCCAGUUAGGUAUGUAGAUGAUGACAAGACAUCUUUGCUUAGUUCACAAAGUGGCUUGUCCCUAGCUAGUUCAUUGCUUCACCAAGAGAACCAGUAUGCUGACACUCAGUCCAUCCUGUCUUGUAACACCUUGUUGAGUGGAAGAACAGGAGAAUGCAGCUCAAGCAGGAAAGCCACACAAACCAGCAAACCUCUUUUCAGUCUCUUUGCCGGUGAAGUUGACCUAAAGAACCUUAGCAGAAAAGAAAAGAAGAUGCAAAUGGAAAUGAAAGAGAAAAUGUCAGAUUACCAGACUGAGAAGCUUAUUAGUGAUAAUAAACGUAGCACUUUAUUUAAGAAGAAAAAAUCUGAAGGCUAUGAACAAGAUGAGAAGCCAGAAAAUAAUAUAGGAAACACAAUCAUUGGCAAGUACUCUUUGCAAUCAGAUCCUAAUCGGAGUGACACAGCGUCCAUUCAUUCUGGCCAAUUUGCCAAUGUAGAUUAUGUUGUAAGGUCAGAGGUAGAGAACAAUGUAAACAAGUGGCUGAAAGGUUUGAAAGCAGAUGAAAGGUCCUCAUACCAGGACUGUACAGACACCAGUGGAGAGAAAUACAGGAGAUCAUCCACAUUUAGAGAAACUGACACUGAAGCUUCUAGCUACAGAAUUUCCAGAACUGAAAGAGAAGAAAUAGACAGAUACUCAGCUUAUCAGGGCAAAGAUAACUUGCAAAGAACAUCCUCUGCCACUGCACGGGAAGACAAGGAGGUAUAUACAUUUACACGGUCAAAACAAAGUGAAACAAGUUCCACAGAAGACAGUUCAGAGGCAUAUUUUGACAGAAGAACCCCAGAACAAUCCAGCAGCUCAGAAUCCUCUGGUCCAUCCACACGGAGUCGGGUCAAAUUGCAUCACUUGGAACAGCAUGAGGAGGAAUCCAGUUCAGAUGUGGCUGAAUUUGGAGCCAAGAGAAAAUUCACUCAGAGUUUUGCGAAGUCUGAAGAAAAUGGAGAAGAAGAAAAGUCAGAAGAAAGGAAAGAAUGUUUUUCCUCAAGGCAGUCAUUUAGAAGCAGGCAAAGUACUCGUAGGGAGGAGGAAGAAGAAAUGGAUGAUGAUGCUAUCAUUGCUGCCUGGAGAAAUCGGCAAGAAGAAACUAAGGCAAAGCUCCGACGAAGAAGAGCCGAGUGAUGGGGAGCUGAGUUGAUGCCAAAUCCGUGUCUCUCUCGUUUGAAGGAAAUCUUUUAGAUCUCUGCAAGGACCCUAGACUCAAAUGUCUCCUUUUUAUCACCUUCCACUGUAUUUUAUAUCAUCAUUCUUAGCAAAGCAGUGUUUAGCCUUGCAGAUGUUCUGUUAUUCUUUGUUCCCUGCCAAUAGGGGAGGAUGUAAUCGUGCCCUUCCCAAAGAAAGCAGGUUGUGUGUCAAUAAUGAUCAGUUAUUGAUAAAUGGAAAUGUUUCCAGGGCUAUUUAAGAAAAAUGGCUAGUAUGUAAUCAGGUUUCUGCUGAGCAAAAGGCCCCACCAAUAUAAGCAGGAUAUUGGUGGGAUCACAUACUUGCAUCAGGAUUGUGCUGCUUGUGCAAGCAUAGCUGUUGUGGGAGUAGUGACCUCCAUGGUGAGAACUUGCACAGUGGCAACAUUGCAAGGCCCUGCAUUAUUGUGUUGGUGGGACUUUCUGCUCAAUGGAAGCUUCGUAGGAUACUGGCCGAUGUCUUAUACAAACCAGUAAAUUAAUUAGCACCAACAGUCAGAGUAAGCAUUAUUGACCGAAAUAAUUUGCUACAGAUAUACAUUUUAUUCUGUUUUCUAAAGUAAUUGAAGAUUUUGUGUAAUGUCAUCCUUAAUACUCAAACAGUACAAGCAGCAUUCAGAACCAAUUUGAAAAUGUCACUCUUACAUCUUGCGUACCCCAUUUCCAUGUGGAAAAUAAGAGCGGACUUUUAAUAUUCCAUUCCUUCUGAACCAACAAGCAUUUUCUCUCUCCUGCAAGUAUUAAUACAGAGGAAAUACAGAGGGAAUGAAUGUAAUGUUUGUUCCCAUGACAACGUGUAACUGAGCAAAACAUCCACCAUCAGUUGUAUCGGGAGACUUUCUUAAGGACUUGAAUUUUAUUUGCUAUAAAGGAGGCAAUGCCAGAUGAGAACAUUUUUACCAUUCGAACAGAAUGCUAGGCCUAACCUUAUGAAGAACAUCUUGUAGUGGUCUGUGUUCCUUUUAAAUCCGAAUGUGCCCAGAUUGCUUUUUGGUGUAUGCACAGUGAAGGACAUUGAAACCGAAGUAAAAUAUUCCAGUAAAAAA
Molecule: messenger RNA, 4746 nt
Organism: Pogona vitticeps (central bearded dragon)
Lineage: Eukaryota; Metazoa; Chordata; Lepidosauria; Squamata; Agamidae
Gene: STYXL2
Product: serine/threonine/tyrosine interacting like 2
Biological process (GO): protein dephosphorylation; negative regulation of MAPK cascade
Cellular component (GO): cytoplasm
Molecular function (GO): MAP kinase phosphatase activity; protein tyrosine/serine/threonine phosphatase activity
Source: RefSeq, a predicted model, not a curated record